Messenger RNA from Cydia fagiglandana, 1843 nucleotides. RefSeq lists its product as uncharacterized. The coding region runs from base 435 to 1814 and encodes 459 amino acids. Gene Ontology annotation, cellular component: SCF ubiquitin ligase complex. The transcript is spliced from 2 exons. Gene Ontology annotation, biological process: SCF-dependent proteasomal ubiquitin-dependent protein catabolic process. Lineage: Eukaryota; Metazoa; Arthropoda; Insecta; Lepidoptera; Tortricidae. Gene Ontology annotation, molecular function: protein binding. The record is from RefSeq and is a predicted model, not a curated record.
UAAAAUCAACCGGCAUCAUUAGUAUAAAAUUUCAUGAUUAUAUUUUAAGUUGAUUUUUACACAGGUGGAGAAUUUCUUCUCGAUUUGGACCUAUUUAUCGACACAUCUGUCAACGUCAUCUUAUGAAUGCUAACCUGCAAUGUGCAGAUUUUGCAGUGUACAUUUUGUAAAUAAUCAGGAUUUUGCUGAAUUGCUGAAUACGAGCCCUCAACAAACAACAGGUGCAAGCCAUCACAUCUUUCCUAAUCCACGGCAUCAUCACAUCUUUCCUAGUCAUGGCGAGGUGAUGCUACCCAUAGGGCCUCAACACAAGACUAAAAUGUCUAAGCAACAGCCUGCUUUUAUAAAGUAUAUGUAAGUCAUGGUCCAGGGUAUAUCUGCAGGAGACUGCAAAAUACCGCAAUAGAGGCUGUUUCCCUUAGAAAUUGACAGUCAUGGGUCUAUAUUGCCCGCAAUGCCGAGCGGCGAUCGCGGCGGCUCGACGUCCCAUGAGCAUCGAGCGGCUGCCCGAUGAAGUGCUGCUGCUGAUCCUGGAGCGGCUGCCGGCGCGCGAGCUGGUGGCCGGCGCGGCCCGGGUCAACCGCCGCUGGGCCGCGCUAGUACGACGGCGCGCCGCUUCCAUACACUGCAGGUUACAACUCCCGCGCUUACCCAACACCCUCCGCUCUCUAAUAGUCACUUCCGGUCUACAAUGCUCCAUACCUUCCCUACUCACAGCUACGAUGCGCAUGAAACAACUGCGAGAGCUCUCCUGCCAUUCAGGCGUUCGAUUCUCCAACGAGGAAAUCGCUUUGUUAGAUGCGUUACCUAAUUUGCGGCAUUUAGAUGUGUUCACGGCGUGCGCGGCGCGGGACGUCUCGGAUUCCGCCGUGGCUGACCGCCUGCAGUCACUAGUUGUAAAUAGUUACACUGCCCGCUUUCCCGGCGCUGAACGCUGCCAGCUGCGAGGUCUACACAUGUUUGGGGAGGCGCUGUUCACGCCGCCGUCGAGGUUGCUGGCUCUGCUUCGCGCCAGGAAAGACCACCUGACUGAUUUGACUCUCCGAUGCGCGGAUUUACGCGCACACAUGUAUGAAGCCAUCGGCGACUGCGCGAACAUGGUGAAUCUCCAAUUGUAUAGCUGUUGGUUGAUGUCCGCUGAAGACGCGAUACGCGCUACUCGGCCUCAGGGCCUGAGACGCUUGCACAUAACGGGCGCGGUGAUGGUGCGACGGACUUACCUUGACGAAGUAAUCGUGCGGUUGCCAAAAGGGAUCGAGGAGCUCGCGCUGAGCGGUUCGGCGCUCGGCGACGAACACAUUCCAGCCUUAGCCGCUCGAUUGCCCGAUCUGAAGGUGUUGGAAGCCUGGCGAUGCCGCAUCACGCCCGAAGGCGUUUUAAAAUUAGCCGCCUCUAUGCCGAAGUUGGAAGUCUUAGAUCUCGAUCUGCCGCUGCGUUCGGCAUAUGUGGGUGCGUUACGCAGGCACGCAACGCUAGAGUUUAUUCGGUGUUUAUCGGAGCGUCCGCCGGCGGAGCGGGAUUUUACUCGCCCGUACUGUCUGCGUCGACGGCCAGUUCAGCGCGCGCAGCCCUGCAACUGUGCCUCCGACGUGACUAAAGAGGUCGUGGAGCCUCCUGUAGGACUGCAAGGGCCGCAGAGGAAGGUCCGCGUCGAAUGCGCCGCGGCGCGUUUCGCAGAGGACUCCUUUCGGCGACGCGGUGAAGGUUUUAGAGCUAAGAUUUUUUACCACUGGACGUCGACGCGGCUGCUGCGGCCGCUGCAGGACCCGCAGCUGGACCCGCCGUGGGCGACGGCCUACUGCGACGGCAGCUAGCCGGCGCGGCGCGGCGCGGCGGGGGGCGG